Molecule: messenger RNA, 3242 nt
Organism: Clarias gariepinus (North African catfish)
Lineage: Eukaryota; Metazoa; Chordata; Actinopteri; Siluriformes; Clariidae
Product: target of Myb1 membrane trafficking protein-like
Exons: 16
Coding region: 113-1615 (500 amino acids)
Biological process (GO): signal transduction
Cellular component (GO): endosome; membrane
Molecular function (GO): ubiquitin binding; clathrin binding; phosphatidylinositol binding
Source: RefSeq, a predicted model, not a curated record
GACGUGAACGCGCUUCUCCAGCGCUGUUCAAACCGGCAGGAAUAAGAGCGCAACGCGAAAAUAAAUACAAGUGCAUGCGUGUGUGAUAUUAAUAUAUAAUAUUGAAGUAAAAAUGGAUUUUCUUAUGGGCAACCCGUUCUCCUCUCCUGUCGGACAGCUUAUCCAGAAAGCCACUAAGGGUUCUCUAGAGAGUGAGAAUUGGGGCAUGAACAUGGAAAUCUGUGACAUUAUCAAUGAGACAGAUGAUGGGCCCAAAGCUGCAAUGAAAGCCAUAAAGAAGCGGAUUGUGGGAAAUAAAAAUUUCAGAGAAAUCAUGCUGGCACUAACUGUUCUCGAGACGUGUGUGAAGAACUGCGGCCAGCGUUUUCACGUCUACGUGUGCACCCGCGAGUUUGUAGAGGGAGUGCUGGUCCGAUCCAUUCUCCCCAAAAACAAUCCCCCUAUGGUCUUACACGACCGAGUCUUAAGCCUCAUCCAGUCAUGGGCCGAUGCUUUUCGGAACACUCCGUCCCUAUCUGGCGUGGUGUGUGUGUAUGAUGAUCUGAAGAAAAGAGGCCUGGAGUUUCCUAUGACUGAUCUGGAUGCUCUGUCGCCUAUACACACCCCCAUCAGGAGCGUAGCAGAAAACUAUACACCUGCCCAAACGUCUGCAGAACCCACAACACACACGUCCAACGUGCCAAGCACACAAACUUUACCCUCAGACAGUAUCUCUCAGACAAAUGGGGCACCAACAGAUAUCUCACCUGAACAGAAACAGAAAUUAAAGGCAGAUUUGGACCUAGUAAAGGGAAACCUGUUGGUCAUGACAAAUAUGCUGAACCAGCUCAAACCAGGAGAGUGCUCACCAGCAGACACAGAGCUACUGCAGCAGUUGUACACAGUGUGUAAGAACAUGCAGAAGCGAAUCCUGGAGCUGAUCCCCAAUCUAUGUGAGGAAGGGCUGAUUGGAGAAUUGCUCGCUGCCAACGACGAUCUUAACAAUGCCUUCAUCCUCUACGAGAGAUUCGAAAGUCUAAACAUUACGCAGAGAAGCACCACAGAACAAGUAAAUCAGGCCUCAGGAGACCUUAUAGACCUUAGCCAGUUUUCAGCACCAACCAGUCAGCCAGUGACCCAGUCUACAUCUAAUCCCAUAAUGAGCUCAGCUGCAGGAGGCAACGAUGAAGAAUUUGAUAUGUUUGCCCAGACAAGAGGAAGUUCCCUGGCUGAGCAGAGAAGGAGUGUUAAAUACGAGGACCCUGGUGCAGUAGAGGGCCUAGCAGAAGCGCUGGACACUCGGCUCCAGGUCACAGCAGGCCAUGAGUGUGCGAAGAAUGAGGCAGGUGAAUGGACUCGUCAGUCUCAGUGGAUAUACAGUGAGGCACUGGCACCAGCUCCACAGAGCGCUGCUAUGGCUGACAUUGAGAAGUGGUUAUCUACAGAAACGUAUGAUGAGUUCGAUGAUGAUGAUGAAGAGGGUGUUACCAGCGAAGCUUUCAACAAGUUUCUAGCGCAGAGGGCGAAAGCAGUAGAACACCUUCCUUCUGUGCAGAACAGCUCCUUGGCCCCUCUGAACCCUUGUCCAUCAGUGUCAAAACAAGAGAGCCCUCAGGAUCAGCUUUUCACUCUGUGACAUGCUUAGAUUAACGAAGGAAGAACAGAGUAACAGACAGCACGAAAUGCACUGCUCAGAAGUGUGAACUGCCUUGUAGCUUUUUGUACAUCGCUGCUAUGUGUACCGUGCCCUUUUUAUUACACUUUCUGAUUUUUCCAGUGACACAGCUUAAUUGUAGGAAGGAAAUUGAAGAAAAGGCUACGUGUUUUGUGUCUGCUUCAUUGUAUUUAAAUACACAAUUUACUUUUUUUUUUUUUUACUUACCAGCAGGGGCUGUUUACAUGUUUUGUCAAACAACUUAAUUAAUCCUGAUCAUAGAUUUCUCGUAGAUUGUACACUAUAUCUUACUUAAAUCCCACAAUCUUUGUUUACAUACAUGGUACGUUUUAUCUGUAAAGUCCGUAUGUGCAUAUGCAAAGAGCAUAAGUUAGUGCCAAUGUUGCAGUAACCACAAGAAGUACCUCAUAAUAUGUAGAAUAUAAUAUGUAGCUUGCGCUAGCUGUUUUCACAAUUGUAACAAUUUUCAGUUCUCUCUUUUCCCACAAUAUUUCAGGUGUGUACUUGUUCGACUGAGAGGGGAAAUCUCUUUUUUUUUCUUCUUUUUUUUUUUGCGCAAAAAUACAGUAUCUAGUGUCAAAGGUUGUGGGUUUAUUACUUUGCAAAUAAAGCGAUCUAGCUAUACAAACAUUUAUAAAAUAUUAAAGUACUAAUCAGGACUGACUAUUAUUUUUUUAUUUUUUUAAGAAAGAAAAACAGAUUGGCAUUACUAUGAGAUUCUCUACAAAUAAAAUAAUAAAUAAUAAUAAUAAUCCCAGGAGACUUGGGGAAUAAGGUGAGAAACACCUUGGACAAGGUGCCAAUCCAUCCCAGGGGCAACAAACAAUUUAUGGAUAUCAAUUAAUCUAAUCUGCAUGUAUCUGGACUAUGGGAGGGAACACACCAAGCACAGAAAGAACAUGCAAUCUCCACACACACAGACCCAAGGCAAGAAUCAAACCCUCGACCUUGGAGGUGUGAGGCCACAGUGCUAACCAAUACGCCACUGUGCUGCCAGAUAAAUAUCAUACUUUUUCACAAUAUGACACAUUGUUAAAAAAAACAGGAAAAGGGAAUCCAAAAAUUCUUCUGAAAAUAUGGUCACCCAGUCAGAAAGCAUUACAAGAGCAUUACGCACUCUCGCGUAAACAUAUACUCUCAAAUUACAGUUUAAUAGUGUACCUUUAAAAAAAUGAUGUCGUGUGCACAUACUGUAAUGUAUAAGAGCCCAAUAACUGUAGGACCACCGCAGCUUUUUUUUUUUUAAAUGUGUAACGAUACAGUUGCUAUUCUAUUUCUGUCACACUGCUAAAGCACUUACCCGCUUGCCUAGUUUGUCUUGUUCUAAUAUCACUUACUGUAACUAAGCUAGCUUACUGUGUUUACUGAUCAGCUCUCUGAGCUAUAACGUCCAUAUGAUAGGAGACACUGUGAUGUAGUUCUAUUUAAAAUAGUUCAUGAAUGAUCUGUAGACUGCAAGUUUUAUUGCGCUGUAAAGUGAAAUUUAUUGUUACUCUGUGAUAGUUUCUUAAUAAAUAUUAAUAUGAUCAGAUCUUUUUUAAUGUUUGGAUUAAUGUAUAAAAAAAUUAAACAAUUUGCUGUUUGCCUA